CUGAACUGAACAAACAUAAAACACAGAGGGUUGGCUUCCUUUUAACCACCUUUCUCUCUCUAUAAAUCUUUCUCUCUCUAUAUGUAUAGAUUAUAAGGCAUCUAUAGGUAGCAUAGGUCCUGUGACUGCAGUAGUGGGAGAAAAAAACAAAUACCCAUCUUUUAAUGCUGCUGAAUGGUUGGGUCUCUUUCAUCAAUUCUAAAAAGCAAAAGAAAUGCAAAAUAGUGACUUUUCUAGUUUUUUUUAUCAAUUUUUUCAUUUUAUUCUUGUGUUAUUGGUAUUGAUAUUGAUAUUUUGUUUUGUUUGCUUAUGCUUAACCUUCCCCACACAGAUAAUGAGAUAAUGAUGCAGUGUACCGAACCUUCACAAGGCAUAGCAGAGAGAGAGAGGCACAUAAUGAGGCACAUAACUUUUAUCCUACAUUUUGAUAAUCGAUUCCAGUUGGAUUUGUGGUGAAACCAACUGGGUUUCUUUAAUCCUGUUCCUCCUCAUGAUUAUUUCUCUUUGAUAAAGUUUUUAUUUUGGUUGCUUCUUUUGUUCUUUAAAAAAAAGAAGAAAAAAAUCUCUUGCUCCGGAAGGGCUCUCUGUGAAAACGCAAUUUAGUAAAGAAAGGGCCUGUAUUUACUGUCCCAUUUUGUUGAUUCCAUCACGGCUUGCCAAAUCGAUAACUGGGCUGUUGUUUGUUUGGCAUGAUUGUCCUUCGUGUAGUUGUUCACCAUACCAAGCAAGGUUUUUGAUGGGAUUGUUAUGCCGUCAGCGAGAGAAUCACUUUAUUCACAUGCUGUGUGAAAAAUUGGAGCUCUGUUUUUCUGCAGAAUUUACUGUUCUACUGAAUACCGACAAAUUUUGAUUCCAUGUGUAAUUCCUGGAGGAGGCUUGCUUCUUGAGGGCUUUUUUUUUUUUUUAAUUGAAAUUUUGAGCUUUUGUGCUCGAGAACAGGUAAUUUAACUUUGUGUCUCUGUUAUGGUGGAUUUUUGUUGAAAUUCUGCUUGAUUUUUGAAGAGCGUGUCUAGGUUUACUUUGAAGCUCUGGAAUCUGUUUCUCAAGAUUCAUAAGUGGAUUUUAGUCGAGAUGUCUUUAAAUUGUAAGCAUUCUAGUUCAAAUGGCAAGUUAUCUUCCUCUUUAAAGCGAAAAAAGGCUUGGGUAUCAUUACACAAAACAGCAGAUGGCAGGAAAUGGAAGAGGGUAGUAGUCUUCUUAUGGCUUGUGGUUGUUCUGUGUUGGUUAUUUUGGGUCUUGAAUAGCUCGAAUGGUGGUUAUUCUGAGCAAAAAGUGGAGACUCCAGUUUCAAGUGAAUUUAAAGUUCAAGUCUUGCUGGAAUAUUGCAAUACGAGCAAGGAAGAGCUUCAUGCUUUAGAUUCUUUACUCACCGAAAGAGAUCGGUUUGCUUCUUUGGCAUGCUGCAGAGAAUCUGGUUAUGAAGUGCCUACAAGUUGUAACAUCACAUGUGGUCUCAAGAUCGAAGGUUCAAAGAACCAGAUGGAGAACUGGCAUAAGUUGGUAGAUGAAAAUGUAGAAUUCAAUGCCCAUUGCCCAACUAUAGAUGAGAGCAUUUCAACAUAUGUCGGCCUACCAUUUAUAAAAGACAAGACUGUGUCAGUCAUUGCGCAGUUGGGGUUUUUAUCAAUCUCAUCUAAUCAUAUCUUUUGCAAAAAGAAUGAAUUGCAAAUGACAGAACUUCAUAAUCAUGCCACUUUUUGUCUCGCAAAAUUAUGCUUGUGGAUCCUUGUUGGAGUUGUUGUAAGCUUCAACAUACCUAAAUUACACGAAAAGUUUUCGAGUCAAAAGCAUGAAAUGAUCUGGGAAACACAAUGUGCUCAGCAAACUCAGCUGCUACAGCAGGCUCAAAGUUUCUCCAGAAGUACUGGGAAGUGGAGGAAAAUCUUUUUGGUUGUUUUUGUCUUUGCCGGUGUUUUUUUUUCCAUAUGGUUAUAUCAGUACUUGAGUGAAGAUAUAUUCUUGAGAAGGAAAGAAAUGCUGGAUAGUAUGUGUGACGAACGUGCUCGGAUGCUCCAGGACCAAUUUAAUGUAAGCAUGAACCAUGUUCAUGCAUUGGCCCUUCUUGUUUCCACAUUUCACCACGGAAAGCAGCCUUCAGCUAUAGAUCAGAAAACUUUUGAAGACUAUACUGAGAGAACAGCUUUUGAGAGACCACUCACUAGUGGUGUUGCUUAUGCUUUAAGAGUUCGUCACUCGGAGAGGGAGGAAUUUGAGCAGCAGCAGGGAUGGGCAAUUAAGAAAAUGGAAACCGAGGAUCAAACUUUAGCUCAAGAUUGUAGCCUAGAGAACUUUAGCACUUCACCAGUCCAAGAAGAAUAUGCACCUGUCAUUUUCUCCCAGAAAACUGUAUCUCAUAUUGUUUCUAUUGAUAUGAUGUCUGGAAAGGAUGACCGAGAGAACAUCUUGCGAGCUAGAGCUUCUGGAAAGGGAGUACUAACAUCUCCUUUCAAGCUAUUGAAAUCCAAUCAUCUGGGUGUUGUACUUACUUUUGCUGUAUACAACACUCAUCUUCCUCCUGAUGCUAUGCCUGAGCAACGCAUCAAUGCUACUGUGGGGUAUCUAGGUGCUUCUUAUGAUGUUCCAUCACUAGUUGCAAAGCUUCUACAUCAGCUUGCUAGCAAACAGACUAUUGUUGUAAAUGUUUAUGAUACAACUAACAAGUUGGCACCAAUUAAGAUGUAUGGAACUGAUGCGGUCGACACAGGGUUACUGCAUAUUAGUAACCUUGAUUUUGGAGAUCCAACUAGGAAGCAUGAGAUGCAUUGCAGGUUCAAACAGAAACCUCCUCCACCCUGGCAAGCGAUAACAGCAUCUACUGGAGUACUGGUUAUCACUUUACUUCUUGGUCAUAUCUUCCAUGCUGCCAACAAUCGUAUAGCCAAAGGGGAACGUGGCUAUCGAGAGAUGAUGACGCUCAAACACCGUGCAGAGAUUGCUGAUGUAGCAAAAUCUCAGUUCCUGGCGACAGUUUCACAUGAAAUCAGGACUCCAAUGAAUGGAGUUUUAGGUAUGCUACAAAUGCUUAUGGAUACGACUCUGAAUGCCAGCCAACUAGACUAUGCACAGACUGCUCAUGCUUGCGGAAAAGAUCUAAUAUCGUUAAUCAACAAGGUUUUGGAUCAGGCCAAGAUUGAAUCAGGCAGGCUUGAGUUAGAGGCAGUCCCUUUUGAUCUGCGAACUGUUCUUGACAAGGUCCUCUCACAUUUUUCCAUGAAAUCUCAGGAACAGGGAUUAGAGUUGGCUGUUUAUGUAUCUGAUCAGGUGCCAGAAGUGGUCGUUGGAGAUCAGGAACGGUUCGGGCAGAUAAUUACUAAUCUUGUCGGGAAUUCUAUUAAGUUCACACAAGACAAGGGGCACAUAUUUGUCUCUGUGCAUUUAGCAAAUGAAAUUAUGCUUCCACUUGACGUGAACGAUGAAGUUCUAAGACAAAGCUUAACCUUUGUUCAAGUUGGAUCAAAUGCUUCUUGUAACACAUUGAGUGGGUUUCGGGUAGUUGAUAGAUGGAGAAGUUGGGAAAACUUUAAAAAGUUCAGCAGGAUACAAGAGGAAACUGAAAAAAUAAAAUUGUUAGUGACUGUUGAAGAUACUGGUGCGGGAAUUCCUCUGAAAGCACAAGACAGGAUUUUUACUCCUUUUACGCAGGCUGACAGUUCAACAUCACGGAAAUAUGGUGGAACGGGAAUAGGACUGAGCAUCAGCAAGCGUUUAGUGGAGCUUAUGGGUGGAGAAAUUGGCUUCGUGAGUGAACUUAAUAUUGGCAGUACCUUCUCGUUUACUGUGAACUUCACAAAAGCAGAAGCGAAUUGUUUGGGUACAAUGCAGCAGCAAUAUGAUCCUGCUGUUCCAGAAUUGCGAGGACUAAAAGCAUUGGUCAUUGAUGAAAGAAGAGUCAGAGCAGAGGUCACAAGAUACCAUCUUCAGAGACUGGGAAUAUCUGUCGAUAUAACUUCAAGCAUGAAAUCUGUUUACUCUCAUCUUUCCUUCUAUACCAAGACAAGUUUGUCAGAGCAUUUAGCUAUGGUUCUUGUUGAACAAGACUGUUGGGAUAAAGAUAUUUAUUUUCCGGUCCAUAACCUGCUAAAGACGAUCAAACAAAAUGGCUCCAAAAGUAACUCUGGGAUCCCUCUGAAAGUAUUCUUAUUAUCAACCCGCAUAAGCUCUAGACAAUGGAAAGAGAUGAAGUUGGACAGGUUAGUGGAUAACGUGAUAACAAAGCCUCUAUGGUUAAGUGCAUUGGCAUUCACCUUCCAAGAAGCUACUAAAUUUGGAAAGACAAGGCAUAAUACAAGUGCUAAACCAUCAACGAUAAGAACUCUACUCAAAGACAAACAAAUUCUGGUGGUGGAUGAUAAUGCUGUGAACAGAAGAGUGGCAGAAGGUGCUUUCAGAAAGUAUGGAGCAGUUGUUACCUGUGUGGAGGGGGGAAGGCUAGCUGUUGGGUUGCUUAAGCCUCCCCACAAGUUUGAUGCUUGUUUUAUGGAUCUCCAAAUGCCUGGAAUGGAUGGGUUCGAAGCUACUCGACAGAUCCGUAGUCUUGAGUGUGAAUAUAAUGAAAAAAUUGAUUCUGGUGAAGUAUCAGCUGAUAUGUCUGAAAAUUUGGCUCAUUGGCACACACCUAUAUUAGCCAUGACAGCAGAUGUGAUUCAAGCAUCAAAUGAAGAAUUCAUGAAUUGUGGAAUGGAUGAUUAUGUAUCUAAACCAUUUGAUGAAGGGCAGGUUUAUUCUGCUGUUGCACGCUUCUUCGGGACUGUGAUUUAGAUUUGCAGAUUUGGCUUAUGAUGGAACGCCUAGGUUUCAUGUUAAUUGCUGACCUAUUAAGGGCCUAGGCAGUUGAGGCAUCUGGCUGCCACUGGUGACUUCCCUCUCUACUAGCCGACUCUGCCAUGGCUCAUCAGAAUCGAAUCCUUGCUCAUUUCACGUGGUUGACUACCAUGACAGAUUAACAUAAUGCAUGGGGCACUAUAGGAGUGCAGUGAGGGAUAGUAUGAUCAAGUCCACAGAAAUAAAACAGGAGGAAUAUCUGCCGACUUCAUAUGGUCUAUCCCAGUUUUCGUGUUAUAUUUAUUGUACAGCGCUACUUUGUGGAAGAAGCACGUAAAACAUAAAAUACAAUUAUCAGAGCAUAUACUAGUAAUUAGCUUUCAUCUUCUUGAGGUUAGGUUGGCAAUUGUAUCGAUUAGAAAAUUGUUCUUUAGCAUCAUAUAGUGUCGAAGUUGUAAAAUGUAGUUAUAGUGACAGAAAUAAUACUGAGAUUCAUGCUCAUAUUAGUAAGGCCUCGUACAAUCUAUGGCAUCAGGUCAUUAUAAGAUGUUUUGAAAUUUUGUUCUUUUCA
This is a messenger RNA of Olea europaea var. sylvestris, 5332 nucleotides long. Its product is annotated as histidine kinase 2-like. Lineage: Eukaryota; Viridiplantae; Streptophyta; Magnoliopsida; Lamiales; Oleaceae. Gene Ontology annotation, molecular function: phosphorelay sensor kinase activity. Gene Ontology annotation, biological process: phosphorelay signal transduction system; phosphorylation. The record is from RefSeq and is a predicted model, not a curated record. Bases 1072 to 4758 code for a protein of 1228 amino acids. The transcript is spliced from 14 exons.